Molecule: messenger RNA, 958 nt
Organism: Pteronotus mesoamericanus
Lineage: Eukaryota; Metazoa; Chordata; Mammalia; Chiroptera; Mormoopidae
Gene: TMEM42
Product: transmembrane protein 42
Exons: 3
Coding region: 1-456 (151 amino acids)
Source: RefSeq, a predicted model, not a curated record
AUGGCUACGUGCCCUGUGGCCGCCUACCCCGACCCCUCCGCGGGGUUCCCCCCGCAUCUGCAGGCCGGCGCGAUGCGGCGUCGCUUCUGGGGCGUGUUCAACUGUCUGUGUGCCGGCGCGUUCGGGGCCCUUGCCGCCGCCUCCGCCAAGCUGGCCUUCAGCAGCGAGGUGCAUGUGGGCUUCUGUGCCUUAGGCAUUGUUAUGAUGGCGACCACCAACUCUCUGAUGUGGACGUUUUUUAGCCGGGGUCUCAGUUUCUCCAUGUCUUCGGCCGUUGCAUCUGUCACGGUGACCUUUUCAAACAUCCUCAGCUCGGCCUUCCUGGGUUUCCUGCUCUACGGAGAGUGCCAGGAGGUCCUGUGGUGGGGAGGCGUGUUCCUCAUCCUCUGCGGGCUCAUCCUGAUUCACAGGAACCUCUUGCCAACCGGGAAGACCCUUCCUCACAAGCAGCAGUAGCAUCAGUUGGCUGGACGGGUCAGCUAGACAGAUGACGAUGGUGGCUCAGGCCUGGGCUGGCGCAUGGGGACACCGCCCAGGGUGAUCUGGGGUGCCGCCUUCCGACCGUCAGAUGGAGGGAGAUGCUGCCGCGGGCUCUCGAGGGCCAACUGCUCUGCCUCCCGUAGGGGGGCCGCGGCGCGGCAGGGUGCUGCCUGAAGCACCCAAUGCAUCUGCACUGUGCGCUGAUUCUCACCGCCCCAGGCCCGCCCAGGGGCCUCGGCAGAUGCCAGAGACCCCGGCAUGGUCUGCCCGUGGAUGGACUGGAGCUACGCUGUGACUGCUGUCCUGUGGCCUGACAAAGGCCAGCCACGUCACACGGGAAUCAGUGACUGGUGGGGCUUUCAGGCAGCUUCAUGCUUUGUGUUGGGCCAUCGGGCUCAUGCUGGGUUACGGCAGGAGAAGAGAGACUGGAUCGAUGCUCUUUUGUAAGUUAAAACUACCAGGUGUGGAAUCCUAAUUC